CUGAGCUCUGAACCACCGCGUUAAUGAGAACCAGGGCGAAGGCGCUGGAAGGGGCUGAAGGGGUUGGGGAUGCCUGUGGGGGCCUCGGCACGAAGCUCAGAUGAAGCUCUUCAGCCGGGCGCAGCUGAAGGGGGGCCGGGACCCGGACAAAAGGCAUCGUGCUGAACGUGAAACCUCUUGAAUCCGACCUCUUCGCCGCGCUGUUCCCUGCACGGCAGCGGCUGCCACAGCGCCGGGGGCUAAGCCCGGGCGAAGGACCAUCCCCACGAGCAUCUUCCCAGCAGGACCCACGCGUGGGAACGUGGAGGGUUCCCGGGACUGCUAGGCGGGGGGCUCCUCCCCCCGGGUUGCCCCCUUGCCCCUCCGCAGGCAGGGACAUGGGUCUGUCCGCACGCGAGGCUCGGUGACUUUCCCUGCCCCUCUCCCUUGGGGCGGGGAGAAAGUCCCUUGGUUAAAAGGAGAAAACUCGCUGCUGCGGGAACGUGUCUCUGCCCCCCCCCCCCCCCCCGCGGACGAGCCCCCCGGGGGCGCUUUAUUUUCCGCUCUUCUCCAGCAAGUGGGUGCCUCUGCCCCACAGGCUCCGGGACGCGGGAUCUUCCUCGCCCGCCCUGGCGGGUUACAAUGAGGGGACUAGGCUAGCCUGCUGGUUUCUCAGGGCCAUAGUAAUGGCUGAAGUUGGUCUCUGGGAGCCCGCUGCAGGCUCAUACUACCUUUCUAAAGUGGUGUGGAAUCAGUGAGUCAACCCCUGUCUGGGUCCUCUGCCUUUGCUGGGGCCUGUGCUGAGGCCAGCAGGAUGGGGAGCAGUGGCUCGGCACUGAAGGUCUGUUCUGAUCACCGAGGAGGCAUCAACUGGCUCAGUCUGAGCCCAGACGGGCAGCACCUGCUGACAGGCAGUGAAGAUGGCACUGCACGUCUCUGGAGCACUGCAGAUAGCCAGUGCCAUGGCCACUUCCAAGGACAUGAAAGCUACAUCACCUUUUGCCACUUAGAAAAUGAGGUUGCAUUCACAUGUAGUGCAGAUCACACAAUUAGAAAGUGGGAUGUGAUGACAGGCCAGUGUCUGGCCAUUUACCGAGGGCACACAUCAAUUGUCAACAGGAUCCUGGUUGCCAAAGACUAUCUGUUUAGCGGCUCCUAUGACAGGACAGCUCGGUGCUGGAGUGUGGAUAAGGAGAAGCAAAUCCAGGAAUUCCGGGGCCAUCGGAACUGUGUUCUGACUCUGGCUCACUACUCCUCCAGGGAUGUUCAUGAUGAGUCAGAGGAGGAGCAGGAGAAACUGAGCCGAGACUUCCUGGUGACAGGAAGCACAGACUGCACUGUUAAGGUCUGGUGGGUGUCGAGUGGGCGUUGCUACCAGACCCUGCUAGGGCACACUGGGGCUGUUUUAUGCCUUAUACUCGAUGCUCCAAACAGGGAGCUAUUUUCUGGCAGCACAGAUUAUACCAUCCGAACAUGGAAUAUUGUAACCGGCGAGCAGUUAAAAGUGUUCAAAGAGCAUCAAGGAUCGGUUAUCUGUCUAGAGCUGGUGAAUCGACACUUGUAUUCGGGGAGUGCAGACAAGACGGUGAAGUGCUGGUUAGCAGACACUGGGGAGCAAGUCCAAACAUACAAGACUCACAAACACAGCGUUAGCACUUUGAAAUACCAUGCAGGAAUCUUGUUUACAGGAAGUGGUGAUGCCAGCGCUCGAGCUUUCAAUUCAAAGACAGGAGUCCUGCAGAGGGUCUUCCGAGGACACAAGUUCAUCAUCAACUGCAUUCAGAUUCACAAUGAAUUAUUGUACACAGCUUCCCAUGAUGGCACGCUAAGGAUCUGGGAUGUACAAGGAAUCUGCAAGCGAAACAAGCAUCGCCUGAAGACGGAGCGGUCUGUCCCGGGCAAGAGCUCUCAGAAGGGAAGCCUGUCUCGUCUUUUCAAUAACAGAGUUGGCUGCACAAUGCAACAGGAGAAUGGGGAACUUGAGGCUGUUGAACUAAUGUGAUUGCCUGGAACAAACUUUCUGAGCCAUCUGCUGUGCCACUGGGUGCAGAUAAGCCAGACCUUGGAAAGGGGUGGGAAAUUAUAUUGCCCAAAGUGCUCAAUCAAGAGUUCACAUUCUUGUGAAUCAUGAAACUACUCUCUUCGGACUAUUACUGACAUCUCGCCGCAUCUCACAGUAUAUUGUAAUGGAAAGUAAACUUACGUGGAUGACUUACAGACCAGGGGCAAUAUGGGGUCAGGAGCCAUUGUGGAAAGCAGUCCAUGAGAUAUGCCUUCCCCUGUAUUUUUGUUUGUAAUUAUAAUUUGUAUUUAAGUCUCCUUUUCCCAGUUCCUCCCUGUACAGUGGUAUUUGACCCCACUGCUGUAUCAUGCUGGUCCCUGACAGGAGGAGAGGCAGGAAUAAGUAAUAAGCCAAUAGGCUCCCUCCCCUUCUUAUUGCCUGUUACAACACACUGCGAUGGAGCAGAAUGUGCAAGCGAAAGCUGCCUUGCAGGAUGACUCUGAAUUGAAUUUUCUCAGCUCCCUUUGGGGUAAUAAUGUCCUUGCCUCUCGCUGAUCCGAGUGACUUUAAUGUAGGAGAGUUUGGCUGAGGCACACAGAUGCCUGAAGUCUCUCUGGGGCUUGAGCUUACAGCAACAGAGCAGAGAUUUAAAUGGGCUUUAAAAAACUCCGGCAAACGACCAACCUGAACUUCAGGCCAGUUCCUCCCCAUACAGCUUGAGUGGGAGAGCAGGAUGGCAGUGGGUGUACCCGGUGGGGAGAGGGCCUUGUUUCCUUGUUGUGGAGCUUGGAAAGCAGGUCAACAGGCUUCAGGGAUGCUGGUUCUGAAGGAUGUGAUGGACGGGGGGGUUGAGUGAAUGCAGCCACCCAGUAGCUCUCUGGCGUCUCUGCUCAGCCUGGGCUCCCUUCACAUCUCAUUAACCCGGCAGCGGUGCUGCCCAUUCCAUGACAGGUGCCAUAGGAGCCAGACAAAAGCUAGAGAGUGCCUGGAGACCAUAGAGGCUUUGAAAUGAAGAGCAUGGGAAUGUAGAAGGGUGUUACCAUGGAAGAAGGUGGGGACCUGUUGGAAGGGAGGUGGUGGUGUGUAAAGAUCUAGAGUGAAAUUGCUAGAGACUACCUAGGUGUGCCUGAAGGAAAGGGGUGCAGUAGGUUUGGAAAAGCAUCUGAAUCAGUGGUUCUCAACCUGUUUAUGCGGCCCACAGUGUAUUAUGUGGGCUGCAGGUUGAGAACCACAGUGCCACCCCCGAACUGCCCACAGGCCCCUAUGCCCAGCACCCCUGCCCACAGCGGGGCCAGAAACAGUGCCCUGGGUGCAGGCCGGGCAGCAGCUGGACCUGGACCCCGCCAUGCGGGGCUGGGUAGCAGCCGGGACCCGAGUGCUGCUGUGUGGGGCCGGGCAGCUGGGAGCCCUGGCACUGGGCCAGGAGCUGAGUGGGCCAGCAGCCAGGACCUGAUAAGGGGGGCCAGGAGCGGAGCCCCACCUGAAACCUGGGGUUCUGCAGCACCCUGGUAAACCCCUAGCUCCCAGUGACCCCCAAAUCCUCACUGCCCAGUGGCCCCCCCCCACACCAAACCUAUCCACAGACCCACUCACCAGCCCCCUGCUGGCAGGAGUGCUCCAGCAGGCUGCAAGACUGUCUCCCCCUCAGCCAGCCCUGCCCCCACCAGACCAAAGCAGCAAAUUCUGAAUUUUUUUUAGUACACAGCUGUGCGCUAAUUGGGCCGCAGGUUGAGAACAGCUGAUCUAAAUUUAGGGGUGGCGCACUCGUCUUGUCCAGGUUCACUGCUCCUUGAUAAUCACUGAGCCAUAAAUAUUCAAGUGUCCUUAUAUUUUUGUUGUUGAUAUAGCACACUUUGUAGAAUCAAUGAAACAGAUACGUAACCGUGUGUUUUUAUUUUUGUGGCUUUAUUUAUUCUGUAUUGUGGCGGAUAAAUGCUGUAAUACUCUGCGAGUGGGUAAUAAACACAUGGCAUCUAUAGAUGAAA
Molecule: messenger RNA, 3966 nt
Organism: Caretta caretta (loggerhead turtle)
Lineage: Eukaryota; Metazoa; Chordata; Testudines; Cheloniidae
Gene: WDR86
Product: WD repeat domain 86
Molecular function (GO): protein binding
Source: RefSeq, a predicted model, not a curated record